CCUCUCUUGAACGUUUAGCUGGGUGGUACAUUGUCGGAGCAGAUCUCUAAGAAGAUGGCUUCGUACCUACCGUUCGACUGGCAGGGUGUUGGCGCUGCACUGGCGUUCGUCACCUCCGUCAGCUCGCUGGCUGUCGACACGUUCUUCGGGAAAGGGAAGAAGAAGAAGAAGCCACUCGCGGGGCCUCCCGGAUACCCACUGAUCGGCAACCUCCCGAGCCUGGGCGCGAAUCCGCACCUGCAGCUCACCGAGUGGAGACGAGAGUACGGCGACAUCUACCGGAUUCGCAUGGGGCUGCAGGACGCGGUGAUUCUCAACGGUUACGACGUCAUCCGAGAAGCGCUGCUGAAGAAAGCUGAUAGGCUGUCCGACAGGCCUUACAUGUACGUUCUUCACGAGCUGAGCUGCGGUGGGAAAGGCAUUGGAUUCGCUGGGUACAAUGACGAGUACAAGAACAGGAGGAGGGCCAUGGUGUCGAUUCUCAGGCGCUUCGGAAUGGGGAAGGGUUUCAUGGAGGGGAAGAUCCACGAGGAGGUGCUGGAGCUGAGGAAGAACUUCGCAGAGCAGGCGGCCAGCGGCGAGGCGUUCGACCCUUCCCGCCUGCUGGGCUGCUCGGUGCUGAACGUGAUCUGCUCGAUGAUCCUGGGCGCACGCUUCGAGCAGGACGACCCACUGUUCCACCGCCUGGUGGCGCUCAUGGACCGCACCGUGGCCGCCAUGGGACCCAGCCAGAUUCUGAACGUGUUCCCAUGGCUGCGGUUCCUGCCCGGCCUGGGCCAGACCGGAAGUGACGUGUUCAGGUGCGCGGAGGAGAUCCGGGACUUCCUGUCCGGAGUCAUCCGGAAGCAGCGGAGCCAGCUCAACAACAACGAUGACGUCAGCGAUGACGUCAGCUUCGUGCGGAGUCUGGAGGCCGCUCUGCAGGAGGACGACCAGGUCACCAUGAUCAUGCAAGAUUUGUUCAUAGGCGGCGCUGAGACCACCACCACCACGUUACGCUGGGCGCUGCUGUACCUGGCGCUCCACCCCGAGGUGCAGGAGAACAUGCAGAUCGAGCUGGACCGGGAGGUCGGGCGGGAGAGGAGGCCGUCUCUCACCGACAAGCCGCGCCUGCCCUACACGGAGGCGUCCAUCCUGGAGAUCCAGCGGGUCCGCACCAUCGCGCCCCUGAGCAUCCCGCACGCCGCAUCGCAGGACGUGGAGCUCCGGGGACACCACAUUCCCGCUGGCACACAGGUGUUGGUGAACCUAUGGUCCGUCCACAUGGACCCUGCCCACUGGCCUGACCCGGAAAGGUUCGACCCCAGCAGGUUCCUGAACGAGCAGGGGAAGGUGGUCCGACCCGAGCAGUUCCUCCCCUUCUCCAUAGGUACGUACAUAUAG
Molecule: messenger RNA, 1383 nt
Organism: Branchiostoma floridae (Florida lancelet)
Lineage: Eukaryota; Metazoa; Chordata; Leptocardii; Amphioxiformes; Branchiostomatidae
Product: cytochrome P450 2J6-like
Exons: 6
Coding region: 55-1383 (442 amino acids)
Biological process (GO): xenobiotic metabolic process
Cellular component (GO): intracellular membrane-bounded organelle; cytoplasm
Molecular function (GO): iron ion binding; oxidoreductase activity, acting on paired donors, with incorporation or reduction of molecular oxygen, reduced flavin or flavoprotein as one donor, and incorporation of one atom of oxygen; heme binding
Source: RefSeq, a predicted model, not a curated record